AUGUCAAGUGCAGGUGGUAAAGCUAUUACAAUCUGCUUAGUGGCUGGGUUGAGUUGGUAUACCGGUGUGAAGUUUUGGCAACCUUUAAUAAUCGAGCGUUUACAACAAGAUGGCAAUUUAAGAGAUGAUGUUUACAUUCGUGAUACAUCAGAUCAGCCUAAAUCAUGGAGCGACUUGAAAGAAAAGGUUAAAACAACCUUACAUCCUAAUAACCCAUCAAUCGGAAAAGAAGAAUUAAUUAAGGAGUUCAAUAAAGAGAAGCAAGAAACUAUAGAUAGCAGUAAAUAG
This is a messenger RNA of Debaryomyces hansenii CBS767, 288 nucleotides long. RefSeq lists its product as uncharacterized. The coding region runs from base 1 to 288 and encodes 95 amino acids. The transcript has 2 exons. Lineage: Eukaryota; Fungi; Ascomycota; Pichiomycetes; Serinales; Debaryomycetaceae. The record is from RefSeq and is a predicted model, not a curated record.